Molecule: messenger RNA, 1446 nt
Organism: Lampris incognitus (smalleye Pacific opah)
Lineage: Eukaryota; Metazoa; Chordata; Actinopteri; Lampriformes; Lampridae
Gene: sstr5
Product: somatostatin-like receptor F_48D10.1
Exons: 6
Coding region: 1-1446 (481 amino acids)
Biological process (GO): cellular response to glucocorticoid stimulus; neuropeptide signaling pathway; regulation of insulin secretion
Cellular component (GO): neuron projection; membrane
Molecular function (GO): neuropeptide binding; somatostatin receptor activity
Source: RefSeq, a predicted model, not a curated record
AUGGAGAUUCCAGAGCAAACAGGUGGGGCCCUGUUUUCAGUGGACCUCAACUCAACCUCUCUAUUCACGUCUUCCCUCUCUUCACCCUUUCUGCUCUUCUCCAACGUGUCCUCUAACUUUUCAACGCAGAGUGUUCCUUUCCAGGGCAGCAGCACCCUGGUGACAGCAGUCAUCUCCUUAACGGUCUUUGUGUUGGGGAUGACCGGGAACACGCUGGCCAUCUACGUGGUGCUGCGCUACGCCAAAAUGAAGACCGUCACCAACAUCUACAUCUUCAACCUGGCCGUGGCCGACGAGCUCUAUAUUGUAGGGCUUCCCUUCCUCACCACGCAGAAUGUGCUCUCCUACUGGCCCUUCGGCUCCUUUCUGUGCCGAGUUGUCAUGACGGCGGACUCCAUGAACCAGUUUACGUCCAUCUUCUGCCUGACGGUGAUGUCCAUCGACCGCUACCUGGCCGUGGUUCAUCCCAUCAGCAGCACCAAGUGGCGACACCCCCGUAUGGCCAAGGUGGUGAGCGUAGCUGUGUGGGCCGUGUCCUUUGUGGUGGUCCUUCCCGUUGUCUUCUUCUCAGAUGUCCAGGACACAUUUAACUCCUGUAACAUGAUCUGGCCCGAGCCCAAGGACGUGUGGUCCACAGCCUUCAUCCUCUACACCGCCACGCUCGGCUUCUUUGGACCGCUGCUCGUCAUUUCCGUUUGUUACCUGCUCAUCAUUGUCAAGGUGAAGUCCGCAGGGGCAAGGGUCGGCUUCACUAAGCGCCGCCGUUCGGAGCGCAAGGCGACGCGGAUGGUGGUGGUGAUCGUGGUGGUGUUUGUGUUUUGCUGGCUGCCUUUCUUCAUCAUAAACAUAGUCAACCUGGUGGUCAUCAUCCCGGAGUCCAGCGUCACCGCUGGCAUCUAUUUCUUCUCUGUCAUCCUGUCAUACGCCAACUCUUGCGCCAACCCGCUGCUGUAUGGCUUCCUGUCCGACAACUUCAAGCAGAGCUUCAAAAAGGUGCUGUGUGUGAGGAGCCUGAGACGCAAGACCAAUGGUGUAGAGGACGAGGAUCACAGUGCCCCUCGCACUGAGAAGAUCCUCACACAGGAAAGCUCCUUCCUGUCUCCCCAUAAUCCCAAUUACCCCAAUCCUCAAUGUGGCCAGGGUGUCCAGUUGGAGGCUGCCCCUAACCCAGAGGUGGAGCUGAGCCCCUCAGGGCUGACAAUGGUGUCUCCUCAACCUCGAGCCUCAACUACCUCUCACGCUGUGAUGGCGGUCCUGCACUCUUCUUCCGCUGCUCAUUGCUCUCCCUCCUCUGGCCUGGGAAUUGGAUCCAGCAUUGCCAAUGUAACCUCCACAGUGACCUCCAAGGCAGCCUUCAUGGUGAUCACAGCCGAGCCGUCCACUUUUGCUGCCGUGACUAACAACCCCUCCUUAGCCUCCGUAGGCCGACAGCAACCCGGCAAGUGA